AAGGUACUGCUCUCUCUCUGCAAUGGUUAGCCGCAGCUACCAAAAUCAUUCUUUUUUUAAACCGUGCCUAUUAAUGGUAGCACUAAUGAAUUGCAGCAGCUACAGUGUUGAACUUCAAUCUGAAUUCAAGUCCUCGUUUCCCAAAGAAGCUCAUUAACUGAUCUAAAACAAUAGUUUCACCAAGCCAACAAUGGUCAGAUACUCUAGUAUCCUAUCAUUCAGACAUAGAAAAAAACUGUAUUUGAACAAUGUGGCAACAACAGGGGUAGAUCCAGUCCUGUGAGGUAUGUCACUAUUCUCUCAUUUAUUAUACAGAUGCAGAGUUUAAGCUAUAUUGGUGAUUAUAUCUUACCGUGCAAUCCUGUGCACAUUCAUUCAGAAGCAAGUCUUGCUUGAGAAUGUUGUGGUUCUUGAAGGACGAUUACACAAUGACAACGUCGCUCCAUGCUUACUGUACUUGCACUGUGACCCCCACGGUUCAGAAGAAAUUACUGGUCUUGGCAUUGUCAGUGAGGCCCGGAACAUGGAAGUCUACGUUGGUGACGAGUACUGUGGAACUGGCAGAGGAGCGAAAGUCUUUACUGGCCAACAUGACAGUUCACUCCUGUCUGUCCCCCUCCACCGUCCAGCUGCUGUCCAUCCCUGAAAAACAAAGGGUCCUCAUCAGUAAAAUCAUAGUGCAAGUCAAGCCGGUCUGUAUGAACCCUGUGCCAGACAUUGCUGCGCUAGGAUCAGGAAUAGACUUGGGCAAAGUACAAACAAUCGUGGAAUCUAUGGGAUCCAAAUUAUCACCUGGGGCUCAGCAACUCCUGGAUAUGGUUGUAUUUCAACAGAAGAAUGGUCUUCCAUUUGGAGGCAAGUUACAAAAUGUCUUUGGGAAAAACGGAUUUGGGUUUGAAAACAAUCAUACCAUUGAUGGAUUGAAAAAGGUAGUUGAUAUUGGAAGAUUAGACCACUUGCCCAAUGGGCCAUCUCUUCCAAGAGCUCAUGCAGCAGCUGCAAUGGCUAUAGAAGAAUUAAAGAGGCACGCCGAUAUGAACAAACAGAUUCCUAAUGCAGAAAAUGUAUGUGAGACUCCAGGACUUCAGGCUCCACAGCCCAGCUCUGUACUUUCUCAGAAUGACUUCAAAGGUUUGGUCUCAACCUUUUUGCAAGAGCAAGGAAGUGAAAACCCAAACGCGCACAACUCCAUGCUGCUGCUCCCACUCCUUCAAACGGUAUGCGGUCAAGUAAAUCGGUUACGAAUAGAUGAAAGGAAUAAGCACUGUGAGAACAGAUCCGCAUCUGAGGAGGAUGGGAUUCAGACUUUUGGCUUGGAACAGCAGUCUGUUUUUCUGCACAUGGAAAAGGUCAUCGCCAGAAACAUGGAACUGAUGGAGAAGAGAUUGAUGGACCAUAUUGAUCUGCGUAUGCAGAAACUUCAGGAACAUCUAGAUCAUAAAGUUGCUGCGCUGUUUGAUUUGGUUCAGAAUUCCAAUAAUGUUUCAAAAGAACAUGAUUCUGAAGAAUGCUCAGAUGGGAAGAGGUAAGCAGUCUUUGGGACAUGGGAGGCUUCAAUGUAAGUGUUUUCCAAGGGCAACUAUUUAUUUUGCAAGCUUUUCAAAACUAUGUGUAUAAGCUUGUAAAUACUUGAGACCUCAGUAUUUGUACUUGUUACUGUAAUUUCCCCAAGUAUUGUACACUAAUGUUAGUGUUUGUAUAUCUGUAACUUGCAAAAAACAACAACCCAAUAUUUUUUUCGGUUCAGAGAUCUUUUCUAUAUUUACUUAGGACUUAUUUAUUCAUAAACAUUUCAAAAAAGUAACUGUUUUUGGGUGUUUGCUCCUCUUUCAUUGAACUAAAGAAUAGUUCUCCAAAUAAAGUAGUUUGCAGGUUUAA
This is a messenger RNA of Podarcis muralis (Common wall lizard), 1878 nucleotides long. NCBI's taxonomy places the organism in Eukaryota, Metazoa, Chordata, Lepidosauria, Squamata, Lacertidae. The record is from RefSeq and is a predicted model, not a curated record.